UGUAAUAAAAAAUAUAGCAGGAGAAAGAGUUGCCAGUCGAUGCCACGAUGAUGCUCGCCUCCAGUUCUUCCUUCGCCGCCCGUGACCUAUCCUCCUUUUCCCCUUCCCAUCAGCUCAUCUUCGUUUCCUCACCGAUCCAGAGCCUUCUCUCCACCCGUCCUCUCCUUCGGCUCUGUCCCGAGGCGAAGAGGAGAAUCCCGUCGAUCGCCGCCUUCUGUGCUCCGAUCCGGGGACCGGAACCAUCGAAGGGGAUGGCGGUGGUGGAAGAGGUGGACCGGUUUGUCGAGGUGGCCAACAAGGUCGCCGAUUCAGCCGGUGAGGUGCUCCGAAAGUACUUCCGCCGGAGCUUCGUGAUCAUCGACAAGGAUGAUCUCAGCCCAGUGACGAUUGCGGAUAGGGAGGCUGAGGAUUCCAUGGUUUCGAUCAUAUUGGAGACCUUUCCUCGGCAUGCUAUUUUCGGGGAGGAGAAUGGUUGGAGAUGCAAGGAGGAGUCUGCUGACUAUGUCUGGGUUCUGGACCCAAUUGAUGGCACUAAGAGCUUCAUUACGGGGAAGCCUUUGUUUGGUACUCUCAUUGCCCUUCUGCACAAAGGGAAACCUAUUAUUGGCAUUAUCGAUCAACCAAUUUUAAGAGAAAGAUGGGUUGGAGUUGCUGGGAGAAGAACAACAAUGAAUGGAGAGGCAACUUCAACACGUGCAUGCAGCAAACUAUCCCAAGCUUACUUGUACACAACAAGUCCUCAUCUCUUUAGUGGGGAUGCAGAAAAAGCAUUUUGGCGUGUAAGAGAUAAGGUAAAAGUUCCACUAUAUGGAUGUGAUUGUUAUGCUUAUGCUCUACUGGCUUCUGGAUUUGUCGAUCUUGUUAUAGAGUCCGGGCUUAAGCCCUAUGACGUCCUCUCAUUGGUACCUGUAAUAGAAGGCGCUGGAGGAUCAAUAACUGAUUGGAAAGGGCUUGACGUUCAAUGGGAUGCCGUUCUCAAUUCACAUCCAGCAAGUUUUAAUGUCAUCGCGGCAGGGGACUCCAAUAUCCACAAGCAAGCUUUGGAUGAACUACAGUGGAAGUAAACUCGACAGGUAGAUGCUGUUACUUUAAAAUGGUUGAUUAGCAUCUGAAAGAGUGAAGGAUGACAUGAUUUAGCCAAUGUUUGGUCACAGUUCCUAGUUCCUUGCAGAUGAUAGUCUGUUGGGAAUCAUUCCCCAAUUGUUAAGGUGAACAAUGGUAGUAAAUAACUUAAAAGUUAGUGAUGGUUGCGUAGUCUGGAAAAACAUGUUCAGUUCAAUUUAUGCUUUUCUUCAGCCAUUAGUUCCUAGGGUGUAUUUAUUUUUUUAAAACAUGUAAACUCACACAGCAGCCACUGGUGCCAAAUCUAAUUUUACUUUCAAGUUUUUGUCUCACAACAA
Messenger RNA from Zingiber officinale, 1400 nucleotides. RefSeq names its product bifunctional phosphatase IMPL2, chloroplastic-like. Gene Ontology annotation, biological process: L-histidine biosynthetic process. Gene Ontology annotation, molecular function: histidinol-phosphatase activity. Bases 48 to 1064 code for a protein of 338 amino acids. Lineage: Eukaryota; Viridiplantae; Streptophyta; Magnoliopsida; Zingiberales; Zingiberaceae. The transcript has 9 exons. The record is from RefSeq and is a predicted model, not a curated record.